AUGACAGAUGGCUUUUUGCCACCGACGAAGCCUGCGCCGGGCUUGGAAGAGUGGAGACAGCGGCUCGAGGCAGCCUUUCGACGCUCGGCCACUGCACCAGCGUUGGCUUCGCUGGUCCCGGAGUCGACGAGGGCCUCAGAGUGUUCGGGGCAAGAUGGCCCUGAUGGGGCUUCGAGCGCCUGCGACCAGCUCGACGAGAGCCCGGACUUUGCCGAGGGGCUGCCAGUCCCGGACACGCAGUGGGAGGAGGAUUUUCGUGCGGAGUUGUACCGCCUCGACUUGGAACGUCUGGAGAGCGAGCAGCGCCUCCAGGCUCAGCAGCUGGAAGAGUUGGAGAGGCUACCGGCCCUUCAAGGCGGCGUCAGUCCAGAGCUUCAGCUCUGCCGCGAGUCUGUGUUGGCUUUGAGGCAAGCUCACCAAGAGCUUCGUUCGGAACUUGCUGCCGUCGUGCGAGCGUUGCCGGCAUCGCAGCAGGAUGCGACAACAGGCUGCCAGCUGCUGUGA
Messenger RNA from Symbiodinium sp. CCMP2456, 504 nucleotides. Lineage: Eukaryota; Dinophyceae; Suessiales; Symbiodiniaceae. The record is from the annotation of a GenBank genome assembly.